Messenger RNA from Dunckerocampus dactyliophorus (ringed pipefish), 1639 nucleotides. Its product is annotated as UPF0461 protein C5orf24 homolog. NCBI's taxonomy places the organism in Eukaryota, Metazoa, Chordata, Actinopteri, Syngnathiformes, Syngnathidae. The transcript has 2 exons. The record is from RefSeq and is a predicted model, not a curated record. The coding region runs from base 186 to 842 and encodes 218 amino acids.
UUGAAUUUUGUCAGGCAAAAAUGGCUUCCUGUCUCAUCUCCUCGCCCACUGUCUGAAGGCUUGAAAGCGCUGCAAACGUCGCUCGCACCUAUUUGCGGACCCCUGGGCGUAGUUUGCAGACAUGUCAGUUGAUGACGAUUCGACAUUAACCUUUUCCCGCGUAGUAUCCUCCAUCUACUGAGAAAAUGAUGCAUCAAGUGACCUGUAGCAGCAGCAGCAGCGACUACUGUAUGAGUGGACCUGCAGAAGACUGUCACCCUGCAAGCUGUUUUGAUUUAUGCAGCCUCCAAUCUAACAAGUUCUACCCAACAAACUCCGGCUUGCAUCUGUCACUUGCAGGCUUGGCCCCUUUGCCGCAGAGCAUGCACAAGGUGGUGGCAGGUCAGUUACAUGACACCCAGAAUCCUUUUCAGCUUCAGUCGGUGAGAACCAAUAACGGGGUGGCUGCAGGCACUAAGAAAAAUACAGCCAAAGUGAAGUCGGGGAAGAGAGGCAGGCCACUGGGGACCACAAAGUUAGCAGGCUACCGCACCAGUACUGGACGUCCACCUGGGACCACAAGAGCUGCUGGGUUUAAAACCAGCCCAGGGAGGCCUGUAGGUACCACCAAAGCAGCGGGGUAUAAGGUGAGUCCCGGCAGGCCCCCUGGUAGUGUCAAGAGCCCGGCUAGGCUCAAGGGGCAGGAAAUUGGGGGUGAUGCUACCAAGAAACUAGACUUCAGCAUCUGCACUAAUCCAACCAAACUGGAAUUCGCUGGCUGUGAUGUUACCCUGCUUGACUAUUCCAUGAUGGAGAAGAGAGACUUGUGUGAGCCUCUUGUCAAAGCGGAUGAAACCAAUUAGCCAAUAGUGCAACUGCUGGAGUGCAGAAAGAAAGAUGAUACUUUCUUUGGGCAUACUGACCAUUGUCACUGUGCAGUAAAGGUGGGCGAUACUACAGGUAUCGAUUCAAUACCAAGUAAAUACAAAUCAAUAGCGAUACUGAUGAUUUUUACUUGGCCACCGAUCAAGGUCAUUGAGUGAUUGUGUGAUUUUCACCUUGAUCAUGAUUAGAAUCAGAAUAAGACACAUACAUAGAAGAGACCUUUAAAAAAAUCAAUAUCAUCAUGCCAGUGUCCAUCCAAUACCGAUACUAGUGGGUCUUUGGAUUGAACUGCCCUCCUCUACUGUGCAGUCUUGGUGACAUGACCAAAUUCCCUUGCACUAACUUGCGCUUGGCAGCAUGUUAUUGUUCAACAGUAGCUCUUUCCUCAUACACACAUUGGACCAGGACCUUAUACAAUUUUAUCCAUGUAUACACGUUUAACUACGAACUCCCAUCACCACUAUGUGAAUGUGUGCUUACCCUUUGUGUUAUCCCAUGUCAUGAAAUAUUACGCAAUUCACACUUGAAGAGAUCAUUCUAGAGGGACUCAGAUUAGAGCUGCGGUGGUUGAGGUGGCUCGGACAUCUAUUUUGGGUGAGUCCAAGGACACGUUGGAAGGAUGAUGUCUCACACCUUGGCUGGUAAUGCCUCAGUGGCCCCCACUCAGUGGGACCUGAGACUGCAGAAGAAAAUAGAUGGAGGACUCACACUUGUUCCUUAUCCUUUGUAAAAAAAAUAAAUAAAUAAAUAAAAAGUAUGUUUGUUUUUUUAAAAA